AUGUACAAGGCUCGUCUAGAAUAUUUCCAAGGCGAGGAAAGUGAAAUGCUGAAACGUGGUCAGGAUCAAGCGACAAAACUACUGGAGUGGUAUAAGGAGCGACUAUUGUCGGUACAGAAGAAAGCGCGACUUCUUCAACAAGGGAGUGUCUCAUUGGAUCCGGCUGUCCAUGAGCAGAAGCUUAACUUCCUUCGUGCCCACAUCACAGAGCUCAAUCGACGUAUACUCGCAGUGAUGGAGACCAGUGAUAAGGGAUUCCCGGCUCACCACAAUCGAACUACAUCAAAUGGUCCAUCAAAUGGCGCGAAUGACGAUCAGUUGGUGUGGCUCCAUCGUCAGAAUCAACGCUUAAAUCAGGAGCUCGCCGAGAAAACGCAAAUGAUUGAUCAGCUGAAAAGAGAGAACGAGAUGGUCAAGAAGAACCAAGUUCAAAGAGUGGACAGAAGUGUUCCAAUCUUGCGACCAUCUGCUUUCGUUCGCCCAGCUUAUCAGAUCCCGGCGAUCAUCAAUAACAACAAUCACCCGAAAAACCCAUCACCGCAUAAGAUUUAUGAUACUUUGAUGUAA
This is a messenger RNA of Caenorhabditis briggsae, 567 nucleotides long. The transcript has 6 exons. The record is from RefSeq and is a predicted model, not a curated record. Lineage: Eukaryota; Metazoa; Nematoda; Chromadorea; Rhabditida; Rhabditidae. Bases 1 to 567 code for a protein of 188 amino acids.